AUGAUCUCUCUUCUCCGAUUCCUCUUUGCCUUCGUGUGCCUCAUUAGCACCGGGGUUUACGCAGAGAGUCAGACCGACUGCAAUCCCCUCAAUGGCACAUGUCCAAACGACGCUGCGCUUGGCACGGAGCACACAUGGUGGUUCAAUUCAACACUUGACGACAAAUUAUGGAACAUGACCACCGGAGAGAUCGACUACACGAGCACCGGAGCCGACUUUUCAAUCAAAACCGAAAAUGCAUCCACUCUUUUGGUGUCCAACUUUUACAUCUUCUUCGGCGUGAUGGAGGCCCACGUCAAAAUGGCAAAAGGCGCAGGAAUCAUUAGCAGUGUGAUCUUGCAAUCAGACGACCUCGACGAGAUUGACUGGGAAUGGGUUGGAUACAACACGAGUGAGGUGCAAUCUGACUUCUUCGGCAAGGGCAAUACCACGACGAGUGAUCGCGGUGGAUAUCAUCCCGUGUCGAACGCGGACACCGAGUACCACAACUAUACCUCCUACUGGGACAAGGAUCGAUUGGAAUGGUGGAUUGAUGGCAAGUUGAUGCGCACAGUCAACUAUUCGGAGCCAUUGACGGUAUAUGGCAAGAACUAUCCGCAAACGCCUUGCAGAGUCAAGAUUAGUCUCUGGCCAGUCGGAAUCAAGGGACAGACCGAAGGAAACCUUGAAUGGGGCGGUGGUUACGUCAAUUGGACCGACGUCCCCUUCACCAUGUCUGUGCAACGUCUGCGUGUCAAGGAUUUCCAUUCUGGAAAGGAGUAUAAAUACGAGGGCACCACUGGUACCUACGAGAGUAUUGAAGUGAUCAGUGGAAACUCCACAGCCAAGCAAGAAAUUGAAAAGACUCCUAAAAAGACAUUGGCCGAGAAGUGGGCGGACUUGUCCGAGGGUGUCCAUAUUGGUGUGUAUUGCGGAGCCGCCGCAGCUGGAGUGAUCGUAUUCGGCGCAUUCGGUUGGUGGUGCCAGCGACAGCGCAAGAAGGGCCGAUUGCAACGCGCUUUGGACGAUGGACAGAAUGGAGCGGAACUGAAAAGCUUGGAAGCUUAUAAGCUCCAGUGGAGGCAGAGCGAAUGGGGUCAGAAGAGCUACCAACAGGUACCUAACACGUGA
Penicillium cataractarum is the source of this 1110-nucleotide messenger RNA. RefSeq names its product glycoside hydrolase family 16 protein. The record is from RefSeq and is a predicted model, not a curated record. Bases 1 to 1110 code for a protein of 369 amino acids. NCBI's taxonomy places the organism in Eukaryota, Fungi, Ascomycota, Eurotiomycetes, Eurotiales, Aspergillaceae. The transcript has 2 exons. Gene Ontology annotation, biological process: fungal-type cell wall organization; carbohydrate metabolic process. Gene Ontology annotation, cellular component: fungal-type cell wall. Gene Ontology annotation, molecular function: glycosyltransferase activity; hydrolase activity, hydrolyzing O-glycosyl compounds.